AUGAAUUCCAUCUUCUACCUUCUCGCCCUCAUCGCCUGUGUUGCAAACUUUGGAUUCUCACAGGAUCUUCCAGCUCCAGAAGUUCCAGAAAUUCCAGAAGUUCCAGAUGUUGGAGCCAUUACUGAUCAAGUGCAAGUGGAAGCUGUGCUGAAACUGGUGACUGAGCUUUUGGCAACCGUGCUUAAACUUGUGACAUCAUUGGCUUCCUCAGUUGGAGGAGUUGCUGGAGGAGCCACAGGAAGUCUUGGAGCAGUCACCGGAGUAGUGGACGGAGUAACAGGAACAGUUGGAGAUCUUACUGGAGGUCUUGGAGGAGCCACAGGAGGAGCCACCGGAGCUCUCGGAGGAUUAACUGGAACCGUCGGAGGUCUUACUAACGCUCUGGAAGGAGCAACAGGAGGUCUUGGGGGUCUAUCUGGCAUUCUUGGAGGAGCUGCAGGAGGAGCCACCGGAGGUCUCGGAGGAAUUACUGGAAAUGUUGGACAAGUUGCUGGUGCGAUUCCAAAUGUCCCUGCAGUUCCAGCAGUAGGAAUUGCUGCCUAAGCUCUUGAUAAUUUCUAUCGUAUUUUUUGGGAAUAAAUAUAUUGAACAUUGGGAA
Caenorhabditis elegans is the source of this 598-nucleotide messenger RNA. It is a transcript of the gene Y59A8B.19, whose product is annotated as DUF148 domain-containing protein. Bases 1 to 543 code for a protein of 180 amino acids. Lineage: Eukaryota; Metazoa; Nematoda; Chromadorea; Rhabditida; Rhabditidae. The record is from RefSeq and is marked reviewed. The transcript has 2 exons.